Messenger RNA from Fimicolochytrium jonesii, 2172 nucleotides. RefSeq lists its product as uncharacterized. Bases 119 to 2119 code for a protein of 666 amino acids. Lineage: Eukaryota; Fungi; Chytridiomycota; Chytridiomycetes; Spizellomycetales; Powellomycetaceae. The transcript is spliced from 5 exons. The record is from RefSeq and is a predicted model, not a curated record.
CUUCGCAACUGCUCCGCUCUGCUGUGGAACUCCAGAAAGUCCUCGUGUAUUCCAUGCAACUGGUCGGUAUUGAACAACUCUCUGUAUACCCGAAAUCGUGAAACCAGUCAUCCCCAAAAUGAACUCCGACCGCCCCUCCGAAGACGACGACGCAACCCAGAUACUGCCGUCCGCAAGUCAGACAACCGCACAAUCCCCGCCGGCAGCCGAUGCAGUCCCAAUCCCAGCGGAAGUGAAUCCCACCUCAGCGAUACCGGACCUCCGAAAAGCGCUGCGAACUUACGGUAGUAAUCGAUCCAAACAUGACGAGCGAACCCCUACGGUUGAGCGCUCGUUCCCUGAUUUGGAUGACUUUGAUUUCGCUGAUCCGGAGGUUCGCAAAGAUGUGGCGUCGGCUGAAAGGCCCCUGAGUACAGAGAACGCGGUUGCGACUAAUAACAUGGACCAUGCCGGCGGUGUGCUCAGUCCAUCAGACAAUGGCGAUGGCGACUACGAAGACGAAGAUGUGCCAUCGUACUCCAGAAAGCGUGGACGAGUGGGUGCUAUGAAACGUCGAAUUGCUGCGUCGGGUUUACAGGAUGAUGAGGAACCUGAAGGGCAAGAAGAGACGGAAGCGCCACCUGAGACGAAUGUUAGCGAUGUGCAGCGCAAAGAUCUGAUUCGAGAGAAACUAAGGGCGAUGGCGGCGCGAGAACGGGAAAAGCUUGAGCAAAGCCAGAGAGGGGCGCGUAACAGCGAAUUGAGUGGUGACGAGGGACCCGUUGAAGAACCUCACGCCGUCCCAGCGGAAGAUCAGAUAGACGCGCACGCACAGUUGCCUGAGGGCCUUUUCGAAGAGCUCAGCGGCGAUGAUGCCGCGGCUGCGUCAGACGGAGAUGAGGAGGACGAUGGUAUGCGGGACUCGGACGGGAAUUUACUUGACGAGGAACCUAGUGUCCCAAUCUCAGCGCCGAAGAAACGAUUAAAGAAGUCCUUGAACCAGAAAGAGAAAUUGGAGCUCAAGAAGCAAACUGAGGCUUUACUGCGGAGCGCGGAGAUUGAGCUACCGAAACGGCAAGGGAAGUUCACCAUGGACAAUUUUCUCGCGUCGCGCGGCAUCGUGCGCAAGCCAGGGCGCGUGGAAUCUGUGCCUGAGGUGACAUCUCCCGGCGGCAUGGUGACUGCAGCAGUACCGAAUCCCGCUGAGGCGACCACAAUCAAGACCGAAAGCCCCGCACGCCCCUCACCCCGCAAAAACCUCCCUUUGAAAUCCGACAAAGUCGUCAGUCGGUCGGAAUUCGCCGACAUGCAAAAGGCCAACGCUGCCCUCAGCCGUCAACUAAUGAUGAACAUCGAGCUGGCUGACGACGACGCGGCCCUUAGCGUCGACGACGAAGAUGACGCCGACGCGUUAGAAAUCAUUGACGUCCUCGCCGAGCCCAACAUCAAAGAGGAAGGGCAGAAGCACAACCCGUUUGCGUACGCUGCGAAACCGACCAAGAAGGCUUUGCUGAAUCGGGAACUGAUGCAUAAGAAUCAGGUGUUGGCGAGGCAGAGGCGUGUGAUGGAGGAGGAGGCUGCGCGGGCUGCUGAGGAGGCGAGGAAGAAGCGAAGGGAGGAGAAGAAGGCUGAGCGGCAUGCUGUCAAGGUUGAAGCUGGACCCAAAACGGACGGUGAAAGAAAGACGGAUGCGGAUGCAGACCAUGAUGAGGAUGAUAUCGUGGAGAUGCACGUCGGAUCGCAGGAACCGCCCGCAGACACCAAUGGCGACGAGACUGACAAUGAACGGAAAAACGAGAACGGGGAACAUGGGCGGCCGCUUGUGCGGAGGUUAUUCUCGGAUUUGGACCGGACGCCGUUUGCGGUACUGUUCAGUAAGCCGGAGCAGGAUGAUAGUGAUGAUGAUGAUGCGCUGGAUCGGGAUCGUGAGCGACGGAAGAUGCCGAGUGAACGCGUGAGGGUUGGGGAGGACGAGGAUGAUGAGGACAAUGAUGGAUUCGAUGACAAUGAGGACAUCACAUUAGAACCAAAACCACCAAGCGAAUACACGCAAUCGGUCCGUUUACCCGCCCCUAUCAGCCUACAGUACAGCUAUUCGUUAGACAUGGAUCCGCCAGAGUACGUUUGGCAAUGCUGGUAGACGGAGCUGCUGAUUUUCUAGGCAGCAGUGGCUAACCUAUCCGCACUUCUUAG